Lagenorhynchus albirostris (white-beaked dolphin) is the source of this 6281-nucleotide messenger RNA. RefSeq names its product G protein-coupled receptor 62 (gene GPR62). The record is from RefSeq and is a predicted model, not a curated record. Gene Ontology annotation, biological process: G protein-coupled receptor signaling pathway. Lineage: Eukaryota; Metazoa; Chordata; Mammalia; Artiodactyla; Delphinidae. Gene Ontology annotation, cellular component: endosome; signaling receptor complex; plasma membrane. The transcript is spliced from 2 exons. Gene Ontology annotation, molecular function: G protein-coupled receptor activity. Bases 4416 to 5507 code for a protein of 363 amino acids.
AAUCUUCCUCCCAUCCCUGGUGCCCCCAUAUCACCCCUUCUUGCUCUCAAAUCUCCCUCCUGUGUCCAGACAGUGAUCCCCUCUCCCUCUAAUCCUUGUGGUCCUGGCAUGGCUGUGGCCUCAGUCUCGUCUCCUAAGGUGAUGGGUGUGAUGGAUUGGCAUUAUUACUGGGACACGGAUACAGCAGCCUAUUCAAGCCUGUGUAGUUAGAGGGGCACAGGCUGAGAGUGGGCGGGUCCCACAACCCCCCGGGCCAUCCACCCUGGCCCAGACUGUCCAUCCGAGAGAGGCGUGAUCACCGAGGUGGGCUGAACUUCAGACAUGCACAGGCAAGUGCACAUUGUAUUGGCUCACCCCCCUGACCUCUGUCUGUGCCAAAGCUGCACCAGGCCUGGGCCUUCUUGCUUUCCACAGUGACCCACCACACCACAUAGCAGUUCCAGCCCCACUCCAGGGAGUGACCACUCACACGGAGGACGUGGGUUGUGCACAUACUCCCACCCACCCUGGUCAGUCUACAUUGGUCACUGCAACGACUGGCCUCCUCUGAUCAUUGAGCCUCCAAAAGGGACCGUCCCCAUCAACUCAGAACUGUUGGUCAUGUGGGGACCCACCUGGUGAUUCUGUCCUUUAGCCCAGACGUGGCCAGGCAAAUCAAGCAUUCCUUGUGUCUUGGCACCAAACACCCAUGUGUGUCUUCUAUGUGAAUAUCAUAAAUGAAUUGAGAAUAUCUGCAAGGGGUGCAGCUCUGCUGUCAUGAAAGAAUGCUAGUUAUCACCCCAGGCUACCCUGUCCACAAACAAGGGGUGCAGAUGCUAGACAGCAGGUCAGGGUCCAGUGCAGUGUCACACACCACAUUUAGUUGUUGUGUCUCCUUGGUCUCCUUUCAUCUGAAACCAUUCUUCAGCCUUUUUUUUUUUCCUUCAUAACUUAGACACUCUUGACACUACUGAAGAGUACAGGCCAGUCGUUUUAUAGACUGUCUCUCAGUUCGGGUUUGUCUGAUGUUUUGCAGUGAUUAGAUUCAGGCAUUGCAGUUUGGGCAGGAACAUUACAUGAAUGCUGUGUCCUCGGUGCACUGUAUCAGGAGGGACAUGUCCCAUUCUUGGUGAUGUAAAUUUGGUUGCUCAAGGUCGUGUCCACCAGGUUUCUCCACUGGGAAGUUACCAUUUCCCCCAUUUUUAAUUAAUCAGUAAUCUGUGGGGAAAUAUUUUGAGGUGUAAAUGUUCCAUUCCUCAUCAACUUUCACCCACUAGCUUUAAAAUCCAAUGAUGAUUUUUACCUGAAAUCGAUGACUUGAAUCAAUUUUUGCUAAGAUGGUUGCAAAUGAUAGUUAAAUAAUUUAAUUCCAUCAUUUCUUCUAUAUUUAUUAAUAAUAGCCCCCUUUGUUUAUUAUCAGUAUGGAUUUGUGGGUUCCUAUUUUAUGCAAUGGGUUAUAAUCCAUUACUGUUAUUAUUUUGAUCCUCAAAUUGUCCCAGCUUUGGCCAGCAGAAGGUCCUUUAAGCUGACUCCUGUGUCUACAUCAUUUUAUGAGCACUUCCUUAUGUUCUCGUAUCACACGAUGUUCCAGGCUCAUCUUGCACAAACCUAGAAUCAGCCAUUUCUCCAAGGAGCCCUGGUCCCCUAGAGCAGGAAACGGUAUUUAGAAUCCAAGAUCUGGGCAGUAGGUAUGCUCUUUGGUACUGGGUGUCAUUGCUUUUCAGUCCCAGUAGCAGAGAGGGCUAGGAAAUAUGUAUAUGUAAAUAAACACAUCUAUCUGUGUCUGUUUCUCCAAUUCCAAUCCAACACCAUAUGGUCUUUCCAUUCUUCCCCAUAUCCAUGAUUUUACUCCCUUCUCCAACUGUCAGAACUUUGGUUCUCAUCAACAUCAGUAUAUUUACUUAUUUGCUCAAUCCCACACAAAAAGCAGUUUCGGAAUUGCUACACCCAAUACCAUUGUGAAAAACAAACUUUCUAAUUAGAGCUCAAGAUUUACUGAAUCAUUCAAGAUUAUCUUUUUGUCUUUAGACUGAGGGUCAAUGGUCAAAGCAACAAUUUGAACACAGGUUCAAAUGUUACUUGGAUUAGUUAUUUAUUUCCCUUCAGUGUGGUUAUACUAUUCAUUUGAAAUGCUGGUAGGUUCAUUUGCUUCUAUUUAUAUUCACUUUUAGGGUUUUUCUCAUCUUUGUUGAUUUAUUUUUUUCAACAUGUAGAGCAUUAACAUGGUCCUCAAAAGUCCAGUCUAUCCAAAUCUAUGCUCAGAAGAGUGUCCUCCUAGCCCUCUCACUCCAUGCCCACCCACCUGCUAUAGUUUCUGGUUUAUCCUUCCUGCAUUUCUUUGGAAAAAAAAACAAAAAACAAAAACAGACGAACUACAAAGUGUUUUGUGUGUGUGGUUUUUUUUUUUUGGCCGCGCGGCAUGCAGGAUCUUCCCCAGCCAGGGAUCAAACCCGCACCCCCUGCAGUGGAAGCAUGUAGUCUUAACCACUGGACCGCCAGGGAGGUCGCAAAGUGUUUUUUUUGUUUUUAAUAAAUUUAUUUAUUUUAUUUAUUUAUUUUUGGCUACAUUGGGUCUUCAUUGCUGCACGCGGGCUUUCUUUAGUUGCGGUGAGCGGGGGCUACUUUUCGUUGUGGUGAGUGGGCUUCUCAUUGCGGUGGCUUCUCUUGUUGUGGACCACGGGCUCUAGGCGCACGGGCUUCGGUAGUUGUGGCACACAGGCUCAGUAGUUGUGGUGUGCGGACUCAGUAGUUGUGGCACAUGGGCUUAGUUGCUUCACGGCAUGUGGGAUCUUCCUGGACCAGGGCUUGAACCCAUAUCCCCUGCAAUGGCAGGCGGAUUCUCAACCACUGCACCACCAGAGAAGCCCUUGUUUUGUUUUUAUUUUUUAAUUAAUUUAUUUUUGGCUGCAUUGGGUCUUUGUUGCUGCACGCGGGCUUUCUCUAGUUGCAGCGAGUGGGGGCUACUCUUCGUUGCAGCAUGCGUGCCCCUCACUGUGGUGGCUUCUCGUUGCGAAGCAUGGGCUCUAGGCGCGCGGGCUUCAGUAGUUGUGGCGUGCGGGGUCAGUAGUUAUUUGUUGUGGCUCAUGGGCUCUAGAGCGCAGGCUCAGUAUUUGUGGGCGCAUGGGCUUAGUUGCUUCACGGCAUGUGGGAUCUUCCCAGACCAGGGCUCAAACCCGUGUCCCCUGCAUUGGCAGGCAGAUUCCUAACCACUGCACCACCAGGGAAGUCCCUCCCAAAGUGUUUUAAUUGCUAAUUUAGUUGAAUGAUUUUGCAGGGAACAUGCACUCUCCAACCCACCAUAGUCCCCAUCCCUCCCUAUUGCCUUCUCCAGUCCCCUGUUCUCAUUUGCUUUCCCACCUGGCCCUGCUGAGCCCUCCCCAGACCUUGGUGGCUUGGAGGCUGCCCCAGGCCUGCAGGCCUAACUGGGCAGUGAGAAAGCCAAUGUUCUCUCCUUCUUCUGAACCAAGACCUCAAGAAUCCAGCUUCACCUCCUGGAGGCAAAUGCCCACAUUCAAGUUGUGGUCAAGUACAGGAAGUGGUGCCUGUGUGGACAGAGCUUAGGAAGCAGGCGACCUGGUUUCCAGGUAUAACUUGGCUGUGUAAUCCAGAACACAUUCCUUCCCUCUCUGAACACCAGUUUUCUCAUCUGAAUAAUAGAGAAUUGGACCGGGGCCCUUCGAAUUCCAGCAACAGGUGACUCAAAUCCAGAGGUUCAUGCCCUGUUGUCUGCCACCCAGAUCUUUGCUGAUGCGGACUGCGUGCCUAUGAGGGGUUCUAGGGGCACAGGAACAAGCAAGACACAGACAAGGUCCCUGCUCUCAAGGGGCUUGCAUUCUAAUAAAACAGGAUCUAAACAAGUAUGUGCAUAGAUAUGAAAUACAAUAUCAGGUAGGAAAAGUACCAGGAAGAAAAAUAAAGCAGGGUUAAAGGAGUAGUGAUGGGAAAGUGGAACAGUUUUAGAAAAGAUGGUCAUUGAAGGCAGAGACCUGAAUUAGGUGAGGAAGCAAGCCAUGGAGAGAUCUGGGGCAAGGGUGUUCUGACAGAGGAAACAGCACAUGCAAAGAUCCUGAGGUGGAAACCAGUUUGACAUGUGGGAGGACAAGCAUGAAGACUGUACGGCUGGAAGUAUGGGAGGCAAGGAGGAGGCAGGUGAGGUCAGAGAGGUGGGGAGAAGGCCAUCUCAGCAAAGAGGAGGUGAGAUUCUAUUUUGAUGAUGGGAAGUUCUUGGAAGGAUGAGUGCAGGAUCAUGACCUGAUCUCAUUUGUCUUUAGAGGGAUCCACUUCAGCCAGCUGUGUAGAGAGUGGAUCUAUGGUGUCAGUCAAGAUCCAAUCAACAAAAGAGAAAUCACUCUAUGUAUUCCAGACAAGAGGAAUUUGAUACAGGGAAGGAAUUGAACUACCAAAGGGGCUGCACAGGGUGAAGCCUGAGCGCUCGAAUGGCCAACGCCACAGGGCUGAACGCACCAGAAGUCGCAGCCUCGAUGGGGUUGAUCCUGGCGGCUGUCGUGGAGGCGGCAGCACUGCUGGGCAACGGCGCACUGCUGGUUGUGGUGCUGCGCACGCCGGGACUACGCGACGCGCUCUACCUCGUGCACCUGUGCGUAGUGGACCUGCUGGCUGCCGGCUCCAUCAUGCCGCUGGGCCUGCUGGCCGCUCCGCCGCCGGGGCUGGGCCGCGUGCGCCUGGGCCCCGCGCCCUGCCGCGCGGCACGCUUCCUCUCGGCGACGCUGCUGCCCGCCUGUACGCUCGGCGUGGCGGCGCUCGGCCUGGCGCGCUACCGCCUCAUAGUGCACCCGCUGCGGCCCGGCGCGCGGCCUCCGCCCACCCUAGUGCUCACCGCCGUGUGGGCGGCGGCGGGGCUGCUGGGCGCGCUCUCCUUGCUCGGGCCGCCGCCCGCACCGCCCCCUGCCCCGGCUCGCUGCUCUGUCCUGGCAGGGGGCCUCGAGCCCUUCCGGCCGCUCUGGGCGCUGCUGGCCUUCGCGCUGCCCGCCCUCCUGCUGCUCGGAGCGUACGGCGGCAUCUUCCUCGUGGCGCGCCGCGCUGCCCUGCGGCCCCCGCGGCCCGCGCGCGGCUCCCGGCCGCGCUCCGACUCUCUGGACAGCCGCCUCUCCAUUUUGCCGCCCCUUCGGCCUCGCCCGCCCUGGGGCAAAGCAGCCCUGGCCCCGGCGCUGGCCGUGGGCCAGUUCGCAGCCUGCUGGCUGCCUUACGGCUGUGCGUGCUUAGCGCCCGCUGCCCAGGCCGCCGCGGCCGAGGCGGCCGUCACCUGGGUAGCCUACUCGGCCUUCGCGGCUCACCCCUUCCUGUACGGCCUGCUGCAGCGCCCUGUACGCCGGACGCUGGGCCGUCUCGCCCGACGAGCGCUACCCCGGCCCCCGCGGGCCUGCACUUCGCGGGCCUGGCACCCGCGGGCCCUCCUGCAGCACCUCCAUAGACCUCCAGAGGGCCCUGUCCUAGGCCCUUCUGAGGCACCAGAACAAGCCCGGGAUUUGGCAGGAAGGGAGAGCCUGAGCAUGCCAGAGGCCACGUGAGAGAUGUCUCCCAAGGUGAGCCGGGACUGGAGAAAGCAGGGUGGUAUCACAAAGGGCCCAUCCAGCCUCCAGCACAGCUUAUGGCAGGUAGCCUGCCUGCACUUCUGGCUCUGGAAUGGGAGAAAGGGGACCUGCAGCCAAGUGAAGCCCAGAGGCUUCUGGGAGCUAGGAAUCCUGAGUUCUGGGCCCAACUCUGCAUGGCCUUGUACACAGACCUACCCUUCACUAGGUAUCAGUUUUUCCAUCUGUACCCUGGACCAUCUCUAAGGGCUUCUCCAGCUUGGGUGAUCUGGACACUCAUGGGUGAUCCCCAGGCCAAGGAAGAAGCAGGGGUGGGCAGGAUCACAGAAGGCCCUAAUGGCUCACAGCCAAAGGGAAUGGGCCAAGUAGGGCAGGGUCUGGGUUACAGCCACAGCAGGAGGAACCAGUGAAGGGACAUUCAGAAAGACCUCCUGCACAUCUGCACCAAGGAGAGGCUGGACAAAACUACUGGAACUCCUCCAUCAGCUUCUAAAAAUGCCCAGAAAACAACUGGAUCGCUUUGGUGCCAGAGGCAGGAGGCUGGACAACAUGACCCCCCAAAGAGCCCUGAAGCCCCAGAACUGGCAUGUGGAAGGGGCCGAGGCCCAGCUGGGGCUGAUGGAGUCACAGAUGGGGGUCCUCUGGGGUCUCAGCUACACCCGUUUUCUGGAGGUUUUGCCAAUACCCACAGUGUUUCACAGCUUCCUGGUCUCUCAGAAUAUUUAUUCAAAAACAGGAAUUGAAAAAACUGUA